Messenger RNA from Amborella trichopoda, 4491 nucleotides. RefSeq names its product Leucine-rich repeat transmembrane protein kinase (gene GSO1). Gene Ontology annotation, biological process: protein phosphorylation. Gene Ontology annotation, molecular function: protein kinase activity; ATP binding; receptor serine/threonine kinase binding. The record is from RefSeq and is a predicted model, not a curated record. NCBI's taxonomy places the organism in Eukaryota, Viridiplantae, Streptophyta, Magnoliopsida, Amborellales, Amborellaceae.
GCUUUCGGGCCGGACCUUAACUGAAAGCACCUAAUGAAGUUGUGCAUGGCAGUUAGGGGACCUGAAGGCGAGAAAUUCAGGCAUGGUCAUGGAAAGAUAGGAGAGAGAAAGAAGAAAGAGAAAGCUGUCUCAACUCAUUUAAUGGCAUUCAAUUCCACUCCACCCUCGUUUAUAUUGUUUUGCUGCGUUUCCUGACACUCUCUUUCCUCCCAUUUAAGUGCUUCACUCUUCCCAAUCUCCCCACACCUCCAAAACACCGCGUACUCCUCUCUUUCUCUCUCUAAAUUCUGCAACCCCAAAACCACCUCUUUCUCUACUUCGCAAUGUAAAACUACCUUUCUCUCUCUAAAGUCUACAACCCUAAAACACCUCUAUGUAAACCCCACAUCUCUCUCUCUAAAGCCACCUCUUUACUUCUCUCUAAAGCCAUCUGUUUCUCUCUCUAAAACCACUUCUCUCUCUCUCAUCCGCCAAUCCAAAGAAGCGGUGGUGGCAGGGCCAUGCCCCAACACCGCAUGCAAAGACAUGCACCACUCGCCCCUUCCCCAUCCCAACCUCUUCUCUUCAUCUUUAACUCUGUCUCAUCUCUCAGUUCAGGCAAAAAUGGCGAGCCCACCAGCCCACUGUGGCUCUCUAGCCCUCCUCCUCCUCCUCCUCCUCCUCUCUACAUGCACAGGUGCCUCGCCUGAUGACUCUGCCUGCGCCCUCCUCGAGGCCAAGGCCUCGCUCCGAGGCCCAUGGGCUUCGCUGAAUGGCUGGACCGAUUCCACCGCCCCCAACGUGUGCCGAUGGUCGGGUGUCACCUGCUCGGACGGCCUUGUUGUGGGCCUUAAUCUCUCGGGCCUGGCACUCGAAGGCCCCAUUCCGACCUCUCUCUUGCGCAUCUCCUCUCUUCUCUCUCUAGACCUGUCGUCCAACCUCUUAUCGGGGCUGAUACCUCCUCAGCUCUCUAACCUCACCAAGCUCAUCACUCUCCGCCUCUUCACUAACCAAUUGAGUGGCCCAAUCCCGAAAGAGCUCGGCCUCUUAAGCGAGCUCGAAGAGCUUAGAAUCGGCGAUAAUGGCCUCGAAGGUGAGAUACCAGAAACGAUCAGUAAUUGCACUAGCCUCACGAGUUUGGGCCUCGCUUCGUGUAAGCUCACUGGUCCAAUUCCACCCCAAAUUGGUGAGCUUUCGGCCCUUGAAAACCUGGUUUUACAGGAGAACCAGCUCACUGGGCCUUUACCUGCUGAGCUGGACCAUUGCAGGCGACUUCUCAUCUUUACAGCUGCUAAUAACCAGAUUCAUGGGCCGAUACCGAGUGAGCUUGGCAGCCUCAAGGCCCUGCAAUUGCUCAAUCUCGCCAACAAUAGCUUGAGUGGAGCCAUUCCCAUGGAGCUUGGUGGGCUAUCUGAGCUCAUUUAUCUGAACUUGCUUGGGAACCAGCUCAAUGGGGCUCUACCCGAGUCGCUUGGUCGGCUCGAGAAGCUGCAAAACCUCGACCUUUCGAGCAAUUCCUUGAUUGGGCUGGUGCCGAAAGAGAUUGGGUGGCUCAAGGAAGCAGGGUUCAUUGUCCUGUCUGAUAACAUGUUGGGUGGUGAGAUUCCUCUCGGUAUCUGUACUAAUACAAGUCUUGAGCACCUGAUUCUUGCCGGAAACCAGUUCUCCGGUGAGAUUCCGGCUGAUUUCGCCCAGUGUCCGAGCUUGAAGUAUAUUGAUCUCUCUGAUAACAAUCUUGAGGGGGAGAUUCCGGCGAGUCUUUGGGGAAUGAGCAACCUAACUGAUCUUCUUCUUCAUAACAAUAGCUUAGUGGGGGAGCUCCCUUCCUUUAUAGGUAACCUUAGCAGCUUGCAAACUCUUGCUCUCUUUCAUAAUCACUUGGAGGGGCCCAUACCACCAGAAAUUGGACUGUUGGAGAGUCUAGAAACCCUAUUUCUUUAUGAAAACCAGUUUUCCGGCGAGAUUCCAGCUGAGAUUGGUAACUGUUCCAGCCUAAAGCAAGUAGAUUUCUAUGGGAAUAAAUUUAGUGGGAGUAUACCAGUCACUUUAGGGCGGUUGGCCAAUUUGAAUUUCCUUCAUUUGAGAGAGAAUGAUCUUGAAGGGCCGAUUCCGGCGAGCUUGGGUAAUUGCAAGAGCCUAAAAACCCUGGAUUUGGCCGAUAAUCGCCUUUCAGGGAAAAUUCCGGUGACUUUUGGUAACUUAGAAUCGCUGGAAAUGCUCCUCCUUUACAAUAACAGCUUAAGUGGAUGGCUCCCUAGAGAACUUCGAAAUUGCAAGAACCUAACCAGGGUGAAUCUCUCUAACAACAAACUUACAGGCCCAAUCUUUCCUCUAUGCUACUCUCCUUCCUAUCUCUCCUUUGAUCUCAGCAAUAACAGCUUCAUAGGAGUGGUUCCUGCCCUACUUUGUCGCUCGAAAGGUCUCGAGCGCCUCCGCCUUGGCAGCAACCAAUUUGCCGGUGUCAUACCGCUGCAGCUUGGCCAGCUAGCGGAGCUCUACAUGCUCGACCUCUCGAACAAUCAAAUCAAUGGCACCAUACCUAGUGAGCUCGCAAAAUGCACGAAGCUGAGCCACUUGGUCCUGAGCUCCAAUGGCCUCUCCGGCGAGGUGCCACCGUGGCUUGGGAACCUGACCCAGUUAGGCGAGCUCAGGCUCUCGGAAAACAACUUGGUGGGUUCCAUUCCACCAAGCCUGGGCAGCUGCAAAGGACUCCUCACCCUUGCACUCGACCACAACGGGCUCGCCGGCCCCAUUCCUGAACAGCUCGGCGAGCUUGCCUCUCUCAAUAGCCUCGAUCUCUCCGGGAACCACCUCUCCGGCCCAAUUACCAGAAACACCGUAGCCAAGUGGAAGAGCCUAUUCCUUCUCAGACUCUCCGAAAACGAGCUCAGUGGCCCAAUUCCACCUGAAAUCAGUGAACUCCAGGCCUUGCAGAGCGGUCUCGAUCUCAGCCAAAACAACAUAACCGGCGAGAUCCCUUCCUCGCUUGCCGGCCUCAUUAACCUAGAGAGACUCAACCUCUCUUUCAAUGCUCUUUCAGGCCCGAUCCCUUCAGAGCUCGGCCGCAUGCCCAGCCUCGUCGCACUUGACCUCUCGCACAAUGCCUUGCAAGGCCCCUUGCCCGACGCCCUCUCCAAGUGGCCUGCCGAUGCUCUGAAUGCGAACCCUGGCCUUUGCGGGCGACCUCUCGAACCAUGCACCACUGCAGGCCCCAACAACCGAGCUCUCACCCCUGGCUCGGUUGCAGGCAUUUCCGCUGCUGCAGUCUCUGGUUUUGCACUUGCCAUUCUCGUGGCCACCGUGAUCGCCCUUCGCUGCAAGACCUCAGCCCAAAGGGGAGCCAUAUGGGGGGCCUCACUGUGGGGCUCUAGCCGCCGGCCCCUAAAGGGCGAGGCCAAGUGGACUUUCGAAGAUAUUAUGUCGGCAACCAACAGCUUAUCCGAAGAAUUCAUGGUGGGAGCUGGUGGCUCCGGCACAAUAUACAGAGCCGAGAUGCCCAAUGGUGAUGUCUUAGCAGUGAAAAAGAUCUUCUCAGGCACCGGAGAGAUAAUGCUCGACAAAAGCUUCGGUCGCGAGCUACAAACGCUCGGGCGCAUAAGGCACCGGCACCUUGUCAAGCUCUUGGGGUGGUGCUCAAAGGGAGAAAUCAACAUUCUGGUUUAUGAGUACAUGGUAAAUGGGAGCUUAUGGGAGUGGAUCCACAGCAAGGGGGGGAAGAAGAGGAUGGAUUGGGUGGGGAGGUUGAGGGUGGCCAAGGGGCUGGUGGAGGGGGUGGAGUAUUUGCACCAUGACUGUGUGCCGAGGAUUGUUCACAGGGAUAUUAAGUCCAGCAAUGUGCUGAUCGAUGGGGAUGGGGAGGCACAUUUGGGGGACUUUGGGCUCGCCAAAGUGGUGGAGGACACUGUGGACUCCAUGGGCGCCACUGAGUCUACUUCACACUUUGCUGGGUCCUAUGGCUACAUGGCUCCUGAGUAUGCCUACUCUCUACGGGCGACCGAGAAGAGCGAUGUAUAUAGUGUCGGGAUCGUGUUGAUGGAGCUCGUGACUGGGAAGAUGCCUAUUGACUCAAGCUUGCCCGAAGGCAUGGGCAUAGUUCAGUGGAUUGGACACUGUCUAGCAAGCCCAAGCCCAACUCAUGAGGAGGUUUUGGAUUCCUCACUUAGACCUCUCACCUCGUCAGAGGAGUCUGCAAUAUUUGAGGUCCUUCAAAUUGCCAUGGAAUGCACAAGGCUCAUGCCGGUUGAUCGCCCGACUGCUCGACAAGUCUCGGACAAGCUGACGCGAAUUUGUUGCAACACAGAUAGAAGUGUCACCUCACACAAGAAGGCCUGAUUGGAGCUCCCUUUUCAUGAAUGCUUCCUUCUCUGUCCUUUCUGUCUCUAAUGUCUUGCUAAUUUUCUUUCAUGUACACAGUAGAGAGAUUGGCCCAGAUUUUGUCUCACAUAUAACCUAUUUGUGACUUGCAUUGUUUUGUUGUACCCUUGAAUGGGAGAGAUUAUUUUGGUAAAUGAA